This is a messenger RNA of Sugiyamaella lignohabitans, 1656 nucleotides long. RefSeq lists its product as uncharacterized. The transcript has a single exon. The coding region runs from base 1 to 1656 and encodes 551 amino acids. NCBI's taxonomy places the organism in Eukaryota, Fungi, Ascomycota, Dipodascomycetes, Dipodascales, Trichomonascaceae. The record is from RefSeq and is a predicted model, not a curated record.
AUGACAGAGAGCGAGCCAUCUAAGUUGUCCGAUGUGAAGGAGGAAACAGAAGCUCUUCUAGAUACCAAUGCGGAAGAGCAGGAGAAUCUGUCUGAGAGUCUAGAGAGAGGUGACAAAGUUCCAACUUUAGAAAAUGAAUCAGCAGAGACAGUUGAAAAUACAGCGACAAAAGUGGAGUCUAUUGCUAGGUCAGAAGAAAAGACUACCACUGACUCGACUAAAAGGAAAGAGGAUCCGGAAGUGGUGCCUGAGGAUUUAAUUGAGCAUGUUUCUGAUCUAUCUAUAGAGUCUAAGAAAGACGACAAGCUGGAAAAAUUGAAGGAAUCAUCUGGUGAUAGCGAUCUGAAAACGCCUAUAGCAUCUGAUCUGACUAAAGAUCACGAAGAUAAGGCGCUUAGCGAAGCAUCCAAGUCAGUAAAUGCAUCAUCAGAAAAUGCGAAGGCCGAAUUGGCAACAGAACCUCUGAUUCUAUCAAGCACGCAAGAAAGCGACAAAGAAACUAAACUCUCGUCGAGUGAAGAUAAAGAUGUCCAAGAUAGGACAGAAACCGUCAUCUCGAGGACUAUCACUACUCAAGAAAAGGAAAAUGAACCUGAUAAUGUGGAGUCGGCCAUUAAACAGGAAGAUCACAGUGCAUUGACUGAGUCUGACAAACAAGACAUAGAGGCAAACUCUGUGUCUGCAACAGACUCACUUGAUAUUGAUUCAUUGAAAGAGCCAGUAGGUGAGGCCCUCAAGGAACCUACUUCUGUAGACGGUGUUGCCAAGGUGAAAUUGUCUUCAGAAGAUAGUAGCCUUAGAGAAUCAGAAGACAAGGCAUAUGAGAAAUCUACAGCUACUACAUUAGACCAGAGGGUAGAGGACGACAAGGCCGAGGUUAUGGUUGAUACAUCCAAGGAUAUUGAGACCACCAGUUUAGUCCAAAAAGAGGAGGAAGAUACAAAAUCUACAGCAGAUGCUGAUGUUGAGAGUGACAAGUCGAAGUCCCAAGAUACAGAAGAUAAGAGCCCUAAGCAAGUUGAAGCAACUGCUUCUAUAGCUGAAAGGGAGCCAGCAGCAGUUGUCUCUUCCCCUGACGAUGGAGUUGAGGCUGUGGCCAAGGAACUGACUUCCGAUGAUCCCAGUGAGCCCUUAAAUCCAGUAGACUCGGAAAGCUCUAUAUCAAAGGUGACGGAGUCAAAGGUUAUCUCCACAGAGACAUCUGCGAAACCUACUAUACCCUCGACUGAAGUAGCUAAGAAAGUUUCUGUCACCAAAGGACCUGUGACAACCAUUGCCCCAGCUGCCAGCAACGAAGCUACUGCCAAGGCUCCUAGUGCUACUACUACCAGCACAACUUCCACCAACACAUCUUCAAAACCUGUUUUUGACCCAGAUACCGUCUAUCUCUAUACCUCUUUGACGGCUGGCGGAUAUCACAUCAUGCCCGAUACCAUGCGACUAGGGACCAUCCUUAAAGCAAAUGAUAUUGAAUAUCAAAUGAUUGAUAUUGCAACCAACGAGCGAGCAAAACGGAUUUGGAAGUACCGUGGUAUUGCCAAGGGUAAGAAACUGCCAGCCGUUGUUCGAGAUGAUGAAGUCAUGGGAGAUAUCAAGGAGAUUGAGGACGCCAACGAAUUUGGUGAGGUAAGAGAUUUGGUUUUUGAUGAGUACUGA